Messenger RNA from Homarus americanus (American lobster), 1203 nucleotides. It is a transcript of the gene epsilonCOP, whose product is annotated as coatomer subunit epsilon-like. The coding region runs from base 46 to 936 and encodes 296 amino acids. The transcript is spliced from 6 exons. Gene Ontology annotation, cellular component: COPI vesicle coat. NCBI's taxonomy places the organism in Eukaryota, Metazoa, Arthropoda, Malacostraca, Decapoda, Nephropidae. Gene Ontology annotation, molecular function: protein binding; structural molecule activity. The record is from RefSeq and is a predicted model, not a curated record. Gene Ontology annotation, biological process: retrograde vesicle-mediated transport, Golgi to endoplasmic reticulum; endoplasmic reticulum to Golgi vesicle-mediated transport; intra-Golgi vesicle-mediated transport.
UUGGUGUCAUCAGUUUGCCGCCCUGACAGCCUCACUACUGUCAACAUGGCCAACCAAGAAGUAGACGAACUGUUUGAAGUGAAGAAUUCUUUUUACAUUGGCAAUUAUCAGCACUGUAUUAAUGAGGCACAGAAAUUGCAGCCAAGUACACCAGAGCUACUUCAGGAACGAGACAUUUUUCUGUACCGGGCACUGAUAGGCCAGCGCAAAUAUGGAGUUGUCCAAAGUGAAAUUAAGUCAUCUGCUCCAGCCCCUCUUCUUGCUCUAAAGCUCCUGGCACGUUACCUCCAGUCCCCAGAAAGCAGAGCAACAAUAGUCAGUGAACUGGAAUCACAGCUGAGUGGGAGUGUUGACCUGACCAACACAGCCUUACUGGUGGUAUCAGCAACUAUUUAUUGUCAUGAAGAGAACUAUGAGGCAGCACUCAGAGUUCUUAAUCAAUCAGAUGUACUUGAAUGCCGUGCCCUCAUGGUGCAGACAUACUUGAAAAUGGAACGCUUGGAUGCUGCUCGUAAGGAACUGAAGACACUGCAGGAGAAAGAUGAUGAUGCCACCUUAACUCAGAUGGCACAAGCUUGGACUCACAUAGCCACAGGUGGAGAGAAGCUCCAGGAUGCUUACUAUAUCUUCCAGGAGAUGAUGGACAAGAAUAGUAGCACUGCUGUCCUCCUUAAUGGCCAGGCUGUAUGUUUCCUUGGCCAGGGUAAAUAUGAAGAGGCAGAAGGAGCUCUGCAGGAAGCCUUGGAUAAAGAUCCUAAUAAUCCGGAUACCGUUAUAAAUUUGAUGGUUCUUGCUCACCACACUGGCAAGCCACAAGAGGUUGCCAGCCGAUACUUGGCACAAUUAAGAGAUGAACACAAAUGUCAUAAGUUUGUACAAGAUAUUGUGGCUAAGGAGGAGGAAUUUAACCGUCUUGUGAAACAGUAUGCUGCCUAAACAUCUGUAAAUUUCAUCACAAGUUAGUUAAGGUUUAUAGUUCAAGAUCUUUUUAUAGCUUUAGUAGACAUAUCUAAAUUGGCCUGUACAAGUAUUUUCGUGUUUGUUUGGCACAUCAAGGAAACUUCUUCAAAUCAGUUCAGUAGUUGAUUAUUUUGACUUUUGAAGAUUUUUUUUUGUUAUAACAUGUGUACAGUAUAUGGCAUUCCAGAAAUGAGGAUAAUUAUAUUUUGUGAAUUUAUGAACAAAUAAAAAGAGGCACUUUAA